AUGGAUCCGAGGCAUCGUGCGCCGUUUGCGCAUCAGUCGUCGUCCGUCGACCUGCGGCGGUUCGGCCAGUCCCAGUCCCCACCACGCAGCACCUGGCCUCUCGCGCCCGCUGCCAAUGGCGGCAGCGCCAAUGGACAUCACCUCGCCCCUCCAGGCGCUGCCAACAACAACAAUGGCCUGCUCAACGGCAACGGCAUCCACUUGAAUGGCAACGGCGCCGCCGGAGGACCAGGCUACUUUGCCCCCUCCCCACCAGCGGGACCCUCCCGCCUGUCGCAACUCACCGGCGCCGCCGCUGGUCUGUUCAACGGCCUCAAGAUGGAGCGCAAGGUCAGCGACGUCGACUAUAACGAGAAGAGCAGCGGUAUCGCCAACGGCUUGCUGGGAAACGGAAGCGGACACGCCCACGCCCACUCUCAUGGGCUGGGACUCGGAAACUCGGGUCACGGGCACGGACUCGGACACGGUCUCAACCGCAUGAGCCUGUCGGGUCUGGGCCGCGACCUGACCGACGCCGAGAACAUGCAGCGGAUACAGUCUGCACUGCCCACACCGUCAACUGUGCGCUUUGUGCUUCUCUGUACACUGUGGUACGCCGCCUCGGCCGUGUCGUCCAACACGGGCAAGGUCAUUCUCAACAACUUCCGCUUCCCCGUCACCCUCACCAUUGUCCAGUUUGCGUUUGUGGCUGGCCUGUGUUGGCUUGGAUCCCGCCGCGAGCUCAACUUUACCGCCAGGCUCCGCAAGCCCACAAAGCAGAUCCUCACACAUACCCUUCCCAUGGCCGCCUUCCAGGUCGGCGGCCACAUCUUUGGCUCGCUGGCAAUGUCGCGUGUCCCCGUCAGCACGGUUCACACCAUCAAGGCGCUGUCCCCGCUGUUCACAGUGCUCGCGUACGCGUUCUUGUUUGGCGUGUCAUACUCGCCUGCGACCUACCUGUCGCUCCUGCCGCUCACCCUGGGUGUCAUGUUGGCGUGCUCGUUUGACAUUUCCUUGUCCAACGUCCUGGGCCUGGUCUGUGCGUUUGGCAGCACCAUUGUGUUUGUCUCGCAGAACAUCUUCUUCAAAAAGGUCAUGCCCUCGCCCGGCGCGCAGAAUGCCGACGCACACGCCGGUCCGCGUCUCGACAAGAUCAACCUGCUGUACUUUUCGUCCGGCAUGGCCUUCCUCCUCAUGAUCCCCAUCUGGCUGUACUCGGACGCCUACCGUGUGGUUUCACUCUGGUUCAACCCGGCGGCGGCGACCAACUCGGCGUCAGUGUCCACCGUGGUGCUCUACUUCUUCAUCAACGGUACCGUCCACUUUGCCCAGAACGUCCUUGCCUUUGCCAUCCUGUCGUCCACGUCGCCUGUGACGUACUCGAUCGCAUCGCUCGUCAAGCGUAUCGCCGUCAUCUGCAUCGCCAUUGUGUGGUUCAAGCAGGCCGUCCACGGCGUCCAGGCCGUGGGCAUCAUGCUCACCGCCGUCGGCCUGUACAUGUACAACAACGCCAAGCGCGACGUUGAAAAGGGCGAAAAGCGCGUACGUGCCCUCGAGGCCGCUCGCGACGGCAUGCUCCCCACCUCGCGCGCCGAGGCGCGCAUCCUCGACGGCCGCGACACACCCACACCCGAGCCCUACCUCAACGAAAAGGCCCACGCCUCCCCGCGUCCCACGUACAACGGCAACACGUUCACCGUGCAAAAGGCCUCGGCCCUGCGGCCCCAGUACGCUCCGCCACGCAAGAGCGCACAGGUCCCCGUCGCGGCUGAGCCGUACCCUUCGCCACCAGCCAGCACGGCCUCGUCGCCGCCCUUGCCGCCGAGCCACAUGGGUGACGAGCCUCGGUCGCCUGUAGCUCUCCCGACCGGCGCCUAG
This is a messenger RNA of Apiotrichum porosum, 1857 nucleotides long. It is a transcript of the gene SLY41, whose product is annotated as suppressor of loss of ypt1. Gene Ontology annotation, biological process: phosphoenolpyruvate transmembrane import into Golgi lumen. The coding region runs from base 1 to 1857 and encodes 618 amino acids. The record is from RefSeq and is a predicted model, not a curated record. Gene Ontology annotation, molecular function: antiporter activity; phosphoenolpyruvate transmembrane transporter activity. Gene Ontology annotation, cellular component: Golgi apparatus; endoplasmic reticulum. The transcript is spliced from 2 exons. Lineage: Eukaryota; Fungi; Basidiomycota; Tremellomycetes; Trichosporonales; Trichosporonaceae.